AUGGCAUGCGUUGAUCCCUUCCUCCAAUUCGAUGACGAGAGCUUCGCUCUGCAGCUUCAACUCGAAGAGAUCGAAGCUCAGCGUGAGCUUCAGUCCGGCAAAUGGACUGAGGGUAGUCCUCCGGACUUUUCAUUAGCAUUCGAUGACUUCGAGACCGAGUUGAAGAAGGCGCUUCUUCUAGUCGAGGACCUGAAAUUCGCUCACAGCAUUGCUAGAGCUGUUGCUUCUGAUGCUGUGGCCAUUGAAGAAUCAAGAGCUGAGGAGACACAGUCGAUUCAAGAUCGAGACUUCGCCCUGAGCUUGAAUGAAGAUGGAAAUCUACUAUCCCAGGAUACCACCGAUUUGCCGGAGAUGUCUCGCCUCGGAGCGGAGUCGGUUGACUGGGACCAUGUCCUGCGAGCUAUAGAAGCACCAACUCUCAGCAACCGGUCCUAUAGCACUGUUGCGGGCCCAUCGACCUAUUACACUCUCCGCCAGGAAGUUUUCCUUGAGCACUUGCCCCAGCUCAAAGUGGAAUGCAGUGUCUGUGGAGAAGCCGUUCAUCCUCAUGCUACUGUGCGUUUGGUAUGCGGCGAUGUAUAUUGCAAGCCGUGCCUCAAGUCUUUUUUCCUGCGUGUUGCUAAGGACGAAAGCCUUUUCCCACCAACAUGUCACCGCCAGGCGAUUGAUAUCUCGACUAUCGAGGCGGACUUCUCAAUCGAGGAGUUGGCUGCCUAUCGAAGUGCUGAGCUGGAAUUUACCAGCACGGAUAGAGUCUACUGUGCUAGGCCGGAGUGCGCCAAGUUCAUUCCCAUGCCGCAGCGAACAGCGGAUUGCGCUUCCUGUGGGGCCUGUAGUGCUGAAACUUGUAUGCAUUGCAAAGCACUUGCACAUGAUGGAGGAUGUCCAGCGGAUGAAGCAAAGCAGAGCCUCAUCAAUUUCGCGGAUGAGCAAGGCUGGAAACCCUGUUUUGGAUGCGGUGAAAUGGUGUUUCGGUAUGAGGGCUGUGACCACAUGACUUGUAGAUGCAGCGCCGAGUUCUGCUACAGAUGUGGAGUGAAGUGGAAGGAAUGCCCAUGUGGUGACUGGGUGCCGGAACUACUCGAUCGAAGAGCUCAGCAAGUUGUUGACAGAGAGGCUCCAUGGCCCUUGGCACCUGCUAUUCGUCAACAGCGCGUGGUGGCUAUGGUACAGGAACUACAAACAAACCAUGAGUGCGACCAUAGUGGCAAGUUCACCAAACUGGAAGGAUCGCGCCGCGGCAAGGUCUGCGAGAUGUGUGGCACGAGACAUUGGAAGUACAUAUUGUCUUGCAAACGUUGCCAUAUGCUGGCCUGCGAAGACUGUCGACGCCACAGACUAUAG
This is a messenger RNA of Mollisia scopiformis, 1344 nucleotides long. RefSeq lists its product as uncharacterized. The record is from RefSeq and is a predicted model, not a curated record. Gene Ontology annotation, molecular function: ubiquitin conjugating enzyme binding; ubiquitin protein ligase activity; zinc ion binding. The transcript is spliced from 2 exons. Bases 1 to 1344 code for a protein of 447 amino acids. Lineage: Eukaryota; Fungi; Ascomycota; Leotiomycetes; Helotiales; Mollisiaceae. Gene Ontology annotation, biological process: positive regulation of proteasomal ubiquitin-dependent protein catabolic process; protein polyubiquitination; ubiquitin-dependent protein catabolic process. Gene Ontology annotation, cellular component: cytoplasm; ubiquitin ligase complex.